UGUCAAAUAGGAUGUCGAUGCAUUAGUCUUCUGUUCGCUUCCGUGGCGGUCGUAUGUGGUUCCUGUAACUACACAUAUUUUUUGAUCGUGGGGACUGCGUAUGUACACGUUGUCCCUGUUUUUCUUUUAUCCUCAUAAUCGUUGACUGGCGUAGGGGAUAGAAUGUAACAGCUCUGCCCAGAGCCAUUUAUUGAACCAGUUAUUUGUUAUAUCUUGAGGACAUAAAGAAUGCUGUAAUGAAUCUCUUGGAAUAGUCAUAGAUUCCAAAUACUUUAUUCACGUAGAUACGCAGAUUACAUGGGGUCUAGGGGUUGGCAUCAGCCUGGGGUUUUCCAGCGCACAGUCAUUUAUUGAAUGAAUGAAUGAAUGAUGUCGAUGCAUUACUGGUUAAAUGACAAAAAUAUUAUUGAGGUUAAUUUUUGAUAUACUUAUUUUACGAGGAAUAUGUCGUUGAAGCACAAGAACGAGUACCGCAACUCUAUUGAAAACUAUUUGCCUAUAAAACCUGUGAGACGCAAGAUUGGUCUCUACUGGAUUCUGGCUGUACUAAGAAUAGCUCUUACUCUUGUUCCACAGACUGGUUACAUUCAUCCUGAUGAAUUCUUUCAGUCCAUCGAAGUUAUUUCUGGAGAUCACUUUGAUAUUGACAUCAACAGGCCUUGGGAAUUCAAUUCCACAUUUCCAAUUCGUACUGCAUUUGUUCCAAAGCUCAUCGUUGGUCUGCCCUAUACAUUCCUUAAGAUAUUAUCUCCUUAUGUAUUUUAUUACUUCAAUUUGUCAUUACGGACCCCAUACUUCUAUGUACUCUUCCCACGACUUUUCAUGUGUAUGCUCUCCUUUUUGUCAGAUUAUUUUCUGUACAAAAUAUGCUGCAUUUAUGGACAAAACUAUAGAGUAAGACUCGUCACUUAUGCCAGUUCCUACAUCAUGAUUACUUAUGCAACUCGUACUCUUUCCAAUGCUAUUGAACUUGUACUAACCGCUGCUCUGCUGUACUUCACUUCCCAGUGCAUGGCUGUCUCAGAAAAGGUGGUGUUUCAGAGUGAUUUUCUUGCUAAAAAGCACAGUGAAGCAAAACCUGGGGUGGAGCGAGUCAAAUAUCAUAAAUUUAAGGCUUUGUUGCCUUCACAUUCAUUGAACCAUUGCUUCAUACUGGCCACAAUAACAAUAGUAGGGAUAUUCAAUAGACCUACCUUCAUUGCAUUUGCUUUCGCGCCCGUCUUCUUUUGGCUGCAAAGAGGUUUAGGUUCUAGGACUGUUGGCUUCAUAGACUUUCAUAUCAGGAUAUUCUAUUUCAUUUUCUGUGGAUUGCCGGCUGCAUUAUUCUUCAUUAUAGUUGAUAGCUUCUACUUCGGAUACCUGACAGUGCAGGAGAUAGGUAAAAUGGAAAUUGGAAUGAAUAAUUUUGUAGUAACACCGUUGAAUUUCCUGAGAUACAAUAUGAACACAAAGAAUCUUGCAACACAUGGAUUGCACCCCCAGUUCUUACAUGUCUUGGUGAACAUCCCACUAUUGUUCAGUGUCCUAGGAAUUGUUGCACUGUGGAAAUUUGCGAAAAUGGUGAACAGCGUACGGAAGGCACAGUGGCUGCAACUGCCACGUCUGCAGAGCAUUGUGGGCCUAAUGACGUGCACAUUUAUCGUUCCGAUCGUCUUAUUGUCCCUCUUUCCUCAUCAGGAACCUCGUUUCAUAAUUCCGGUGCUUUUUCCGCUAGUAUUUCUUUACGCACCCGAACUAAGUCAAGUUCCUAGUCUGGAUAUUGUUCCAAGAUUUGUCAUCGAUAAGAAUGAUAAUAGCAGUAAGUCCUGCGGUUCUACUUCAUCAAAGAGACAGGAAAGCAAACCUAGGAAAUUAGUGUUCUGGUAUGUCAGUAAUCUCCUGCUGGCGCUUUUUUAUGCUUUCGCACAUCAAGGCGGUAUCUUCCAGCUGACGUCUCACGUCGCGACCGAGUUGAAGGCUAAACCACAUCUUACGCAUCUACAUCUAUAUACGUCAUAUAGUUACCCGUUGCCCACGUCGUUAUUGCAGUUACGCAACACUAACCGCAUCAAUUUUAGCAGUGGCAACAAUCAUAAAUACAAGCUCGUGCAAGUCUUUUAUCUGUACGAGCAAGGCUCUAAGCCAUUAUCACGAGUAUUGGAUGACAUCGUCUGGAGAAUCCGGGACUGCGAGAACAAAUUUAUUUUCAAAAAAAUCCCUUAUAGGAUGUAUUAUGCGUUACCGGCUUCUGCGUUAGCAGAGUUUACGGAACUGUUGCGCGGUAGAUCUCAUCUAUUCGACUUUCGCGUAGUCAAGACUUUUUAUCCUCACAUUUCUACAGAGAGAUUGCCGUCGUUGCCUUCGUUCGAAAGAUUGGAGAAUUUGUUAAGUUUGCAACUCGAUAGAGUUUCUAGCAAUUGUAUCGAAGUUGCGAAGAAUAUUUACGACUACGCUGGACAAUUUAAAUUAUUGUUGUUGAAGAUUGAACUCCCUACCAUAAACCAAAAUAGACAUGUGCCGAGCAAAACCGAGCAGGAGAAAAAAUAGAUAAUUGAAUAUAUUUCCCAAUAUUUUAUUUAUUUUAUAAGGUAAUGAUAAAAUAACUUUAAUGAAAAACUAGUCAGUGCAAAAAGAAAGAGCUUGAAGUGAUUUAUUUAUUGGCUUAUUAAAAGAUUUACAGAAAAUAUAAUAGAGGAAAUAUGCAAUUUAAUUUGAAAAGAGAGAAGCACUGUUAUAAUAUUUAUAUAUAUAU
Molecule: messenger RNA, 2731 nt
Organism: Harpegnathos saltator (Jerdon's jumping ant)
Lineage: Eukaryota; Metazoa; Arthropoda; Insecta; Hymenoptera; Formicidae
Gene: PIG-Z
Product: phosphatidylinositol glycan anchor biosynthesis class Z
Exons: 5
Coding region: 445-2526 (693 amino acids)
Biological process (GO): GPI anchor biosynthetic process
Cellular component (GO): endoplasmic reticulum membrane
Molecular function (GO): alpha-1,2-mannosyltransferase activity
Source: RefSeq, a predicted model, not a curated record